This is a messenger RNA of Botrytis deweyae, 774 nucleotides long. RefSeq lists its product as uncharacterized. The coding region runs from base 1 to 774 and encodes 257 amino acids. The record is from RefSeq and is a predicted model, not a curated record. The transcript has 2 exons. Gene Ontology annotation, biological process: protein depalmitoylation. Lineage: Eukaryota; Fungi; Ascomycota; Leotiomycetes; Helotiales; Sclerotiniaceae. Gene Ontology annotation, molecular function: carboxylic ester hydrolase activity; palmitoyl-(protein) hydrolase activity. Gene Ontology annotation, cellular component: cytoplasm.
AUGACAACACCACGUCUGCCAACUGUAGAUGAUCUACCAAGGAAUCUAUUAUGUGAUAUUCUACCAUCCAAAGAUGGAAAGAAUACCAACAUUUUGAUUCUGCUUCAUGGCUUGGGGGAUACGAAGAAUGGAUUCACACAGCUUGCCAAAAACUUAUCUCUGCCUCAAACUGCGUCCUUGAUUCCUCAAGCUCCAACCCCAAUUCCCGCCCUCAUAACUGGUUCCGACGUACCUUCUUUCCAUUGGGCACGCGAUCUUGAAUUCGACUCUACGACUGGCUCUCUAGACCUCGAUGCUGAUCUCACACCCUCUAUCACAAUUCUGACUUCUAUGAUUGAGAUGCUUAUGGAAUCAUGUAAUUAUUCGCCGAGAAAUAUAUUCCUCUUUGGGUUUGGACAAGGAGGCAUGUUGGCUCUUUCGACUCUUGCACAAACUACUUCUUCACUCCUCAAAGAUGUGGAAUUGGGAGGAGCGAUUUCAAUCGGUGGACGACUUCCUACCUCUUUUUCUCCGCCUUCAAAUUCAGCGACGACUCAAAAGGAUAACAAAGGGAAAGUCAGAACACCAAUUUUGGUAGCGGGCGGAAACAGAAAGUCGGAAAUAACAAGGACAGCGUUGGAAAAGGUAAAGGGUACAUUCGCGGAAGUAGAGUAUGUUAAAUGGGAGAGGGAAGGUGAUGGUAUGAUGAGGGGGAGAGAGGAGGUGCUGCCACUGAUGAGAUUUUGGGGUAGGAGGUUGAAAAUGGGGGCCCCGGAGGGGAUGACUGAGGUUUGA